AAGCUCUCCAACGAACGGCCGUAUAACUGUGAAGUCAAACUCAGCCCCGGGUAACGUAGAAUAUAUAAGGGGUGGAGUAAGUCGCUGUUCUUCAUCUCCUCCAAAUCCAUUCCAUUGAAGAGCAAUACAACAAUCUUGUCCCUACCGAUAACCGUUACAUCCAUAUCUCCCACUCACCAUAACAAUGUCUGCCCGUGGCCAAGAAUUCCAGCCUCUCUUCCCGCCGCAGGAAGAGAAGCCCACAUCCGCAUUUGCGAAAGGCCAGGCUUUCCCCUUCACCUACGUCCGCGACAACUUCAAUAUCUCGACAUGGCUCUGCUUCGGCGCGUUUGUGCAGACCACUCUCUUUAUAAUCGCCGACCGCUUUGGUCUGGGCCGCGUCGCUCUGCUCCCCGCCAUCGCCAUCUUGGCAUACAAGACCGCCGACGCCUACCUCAUGUCCAUCGGCUGGAAGAAGAACAUCUACAUGGACGGCGUGAUCCAAAAGAAAUACAGCUCCGCCUUUCCCGACGCAUCUGGACGGUACGGCAACAAACCCGCCGACAGCGAAAUCGUCGUCUUCCUCAUCGGCACGAGAUGUAACCACCCGCUCGGCAUCCUCGCGCCUGGCGUGAAAGACAUCGUGUCUUACUUCUCUUCCAUGGCGACCGAUCUCGACAAAUAUCGGGAGGAAUUCGGCUUCCUCGGCAUGACAAGCUGGAUGAACAGCUCCGACCGCACGACCAAUUCCGAGAUCAUGGAAGUGGGCUACUUCCGAAGCAUCGAGGGCUUGCACAAGUUUGCCCAUUCCAAGUACCAUCGUCCAGGGUGGGAUUGGUGGAAUAAGCACCACAAGACCUACCCGCAUCUCAGCAUCUACCAUGAGACCUAUCACGUUCCCAAGGGCCACUGGGAGAACAUCUACGUUAACAGCCACGUCUCGGGAAUCAAUACGACAAUGACAAACUUCACGGAUGAAAUGAGCGGGAAGCAGAUGUGGGCUUCGCCGAUUGUCGAUGCGAGCAAGGGGUUGUUGAAGACGUCGGCAGGUCGGAUGAGCAGGAGUAAUGCCACUGAGCAUGAUCAUCUUGCUGAUCCAUACGCGGAUCAAUGAAUCAAUGUUUAAGACUCGGGUUCAUGUAAAAAUUUAGAAUACA
This is a messenger RNA of Neohortaea acidophila, 1136 nucleotides long. RefSeq lists its product as uncharacterized. The transcript has 2 exons. The record is from RefSeq and is a predicted model, not a curated record. NCBI's taxonomy places the organism in Eukaryota, Fungi, Ascomycota, Dothideomycetes, Mycosphaerellales, Teratosphaeriaceae. The coding region runs from base 185 to 1093 and encodes 302 amino acids.